AUGGGGGACUUUAAUUUGGCCUUGGUGGUGAUAGCGGCGGUGGUGUGCUUUCUUGUGCUCCUCUUCAACGUUUACUUGCUCAUCAACUACCAACAUCCCGAUGACGCAAACCAGGCUUAUUUCCCAAAGGCAGUGGUGGUCUUCGGGCUGACAGUCGCCGCCAUCUCGAUACUUAUGCUCCCCGCCGAUGUUGCCAACAGGCAGGCAUGCCGCCGUGCAAUAUACAAUGGAGCCUGCAACCUUACUCUUCCCAUGAAGGAACUCUGGCUUGCUGUCUACAUAAUUGAUGCCGUUCUCGUCUUUUUCGUUAUCCCUUUUGCCAUGUUCUACUACGAGGGCGACCAGGACAAGUCCGUAAUUGCUUUCGUGUCAUUCUGUUAUCGUAAUAUCAUUAAGGGAUUUGUUAUUCUUGCUGAUCUCGAUUCUGCCUUCUUUCAGGAGCGUGCUAAAGAGGUUAAAGAGUGCACUGUUGUGGGUUUUUCUCUCUGCUCUGAUCUGUGGUCUCGUUCUUGGGAUCCUAUAUGGUUUGUUCGUCUAAACCCCCUUCUUUGUUGGGUUUCCUUUGAAAACAUUCUUAGUAGUCUCUGUUGAACACCGAGGCAACAUCUAGGCCUGGCCUAAGCAUUUUUUUUUCUCUAUUCCUUCAUUGUAGACCCAUCCAUCCUAAUGCACUGGUUAGCGGCUAGCAGAAAACUACUUCAGAAUGGUUGCAUUCAGAGAAACGUGUCUGACCACUGAGCCAGUUAUCGUGUUAAUAUGACCUGAUGGGCUUACAGAAGCCUUCUAUUGUUUCCUUGAACUAAAAAUAAAAUAAAAUAAAAAGCGAAAGGGAGUGGGACGGUUUUAGGGAUGUAACUUCUCGGUCAGGAUAUUCAUUCCUUCUUCCAGUGGUUUCGGUGAUGAGAUGCCUUCUGAUUGAGUUUCUUUGAAUCUCAACAAUCACUUCAAAAUUCAUUUACCCUUUUUUUUCCCAUCAUUCAUUUGCUGUCGCCACAUUUGGGUUUCAUGAUAUUUUCAACUUUUACCAGCCAACAGAGUAUUUCUUAUAUUUUAUAUUUGUGAUAUGAUCCCCUGGAAGACGAUUUUAGUUUCAUUAUUGGUUCAAUAUUGAGAACCAACAUGGUUGUUCAGUUAGAACUGUACCCUAUGAGAUUCCAGCCUGUAAGAAUGAAGGGUUUCUGAGGUGGGAUUUUAGUUUGAAGUGUGUUUUCUACUGCGUUAACUCAGUACUAUUUCUUAUUAUGUGGAGAAUCCCUUCUCUAAUUUUUAUUAAAAAUAAUGUCUAGAUAGUUCACUAAGCAGUGAGAAUUCAAAGACCAGAGGCAGAAAUUGUAAAAAUAGUUUUCGAAACUCAGGAUGGUUGCCAUCAAGAUUUCAAAUGAAAAAGGAGAGAGAUCGAGCAGAUUAACAUCUCCUGUGCGGGGCUGUCACCCAUGAAUUGCGAAAACAAAACAUUUGAAUCUAUGAAAAAUUAAAAUAUGUGACUUGUGAUUUUUAAUGAUUUUUUAUGAGCUAUGCUUGAAGAUAUCUGUAUUUAUGUCUAUAUAUCGUUAUUGGUUUUUACUUGACCUUAUCAGGGUUCGUGGGGAAGUUGGAUUUCACAGUGAGACACCUCUCUUCAUCCGCCACAGACUUCACAGGUGAUUGGACCAGAUUUACCAGCAAUGUACCUUGCACUAGUGGUACAGUACGUCAGGUGUGUCUCUUUUUCAAUGAUAUAUUUCCUAGUAUAUUUUUUUAUAUGUUUUUUCUGGCAUUAAUUAUGGGGAAAUUUGUUGAAACCCGUCGCCAUCUGACAUGGGCUAUCUAGGUGUCACUACUUAUUGGAUUAUUUCAGAUUAUCAACUCAAAUUCACCCUGCUCUGACUUAGUUGAAAUAAAGAAGAUUUAGAUUAUCAAAAGUAGUGAUCGGGUGGCAUGGGUAGUGCACCACUGUCUAUGCUUGUUGCCAAUUCGCUUCAAAUUUAACAUCUAUUUGGAUCUAUAUUACCUAGGGUUACUGGACUGAAGCUCCUUGAUUUAUCAUCAUCCCUUCCAAAGUUUAUGACGAAAGUGAGCUGUAUGUUGGCUGAUGUCAUCUUGCAAGUGCCGUGAUGAAGGUGCUUAUUCACGCACUGCUGUCCUGGGGUUACCUUUGAGUUCUGCAGUUCCAAGUCUAUGAUUCCCUUUUGACUUUGGAGAUUGAGUCUAUAAAACCCUUGUGAUGUUGCCAUAUAUCUGGUUUCCAACCUAGCCUCCUCUGAGUAAAGUUAAAUCAUUUAGUCUACUUUCUGAUCACAAUGAACGUUGACACAGCCAAUUUGGAAUACUCCAUCUUUAGCCAGAAAGAUAAACAGCAUUUUGUACGUGUGGACAUGUAGUUUAUGGAUAGAUUGGCGUUGUCUUUAAUAUGGAAGGACGCAUGAAGAAUAUUUACAGGAGAUGAUGCUAUGAUAAUUCUUUUUAUUUAUUUAUUUAUUUUGUUUUCUGAACGUACUUUGUUUGUUUUUCCAGUGUGCUGCAUACUCAGUAGGUGCUUCUUCAGAAUCUACCUGGAAAAUGAGGUCUUCGUUUCCAGAAUAUGUUGUUGCUCUGGCUACAAUUGUUGGAUCAGUGCUUUUUACUGUAUGCUCUGCACUUUGAACCUUCUUUCUACUACACUAACAUAAUGGAAGAAUUGUAUUGUCACUUUUGCUCGCUUUUAUUUUAACAGUUGUAUUUCUAAUGUAAGAUAUGAACUGCAUGGCUACUUCAUACAGAGGUUUUCCUCGCUUACACAGUAUGCUCUGUAUGUCAAACCGCCUUUCUACUACACUAGCAUAAUGAACGUCAUGUACUGUCAUUUUCGGUCACUUACAUUUCAAGCGUUGUAUCUCUUGUUUAAAAUAUUAACUGCAUAGUUACUUCAUCAAAAGUUUUGGAGUCAAUAAAUUCUUUGUAAAAAUAUGAUAAAAUAUGCAAUACGCCCGUACAAUUUUCCCUCUUUGAAGAAUUAAUGACAUGUUAUUUCUUUGUUUGGCAAUAGAUUUUCGGAGGUGUUGGUAUCUUUUCCCUUCCACUAGGGCUUAUAUUCUCAUUUAUUCGACGCCCCAAAGCUGUCAUCACUCGUUCACAAUAUAUCAAGGUAUUCAUGUGGCACUAUGUUGAGUCUUUAUUUUGUUUAUAAUGUCUUUUACUUCCACCAACUCAUAGCGAUUUGUUUCUGGGCAUUGCUGUGGAAAAUCUCUAGGAGGCAACUGAACUUGGUAAGAGAGCCAAGGAGCUAAAGAAAGCAGCAGAUGCACUUCGUGAGGAAGAGCGAAGUGGUUCCAAAGGGAAAAAGUGGCGCAAGAAUGUAAAAGUGGUUGAAAAGGUGGGAUCAUACUUAUGUGGCAUAUUUUUCUUAACAAUUAGGUGCAUUUUCUGUUGCUCUAAACUUUUGCACAUUAAUUUCUACAUUAUUCUUAUUAUCUUGUUUAGGAUUUUUCUCAAUUUGGAGGUUAAUCUCUAUCUUCUUUUUUUUAAUAUUCACAAUUUGAUGAAGUAGAUUGGUAGAAUAGGACUUAUUCCAUUGAACAUUGGCUAUGAUUAGUGGAAGAUGAUGAUCAUGAUGAUGGCAAUCCAAGGAAUUUUAGAAUUUUGGAAAAUUUUUCUUGUGGUCACCUUUUCGAAUUUGUGGAGAGAAAUUUGGUUACUGAUAGGAACAGGUUGAAUAGGAGGUGAUUCUUAUUUCGGUGACUCAAAAUUCUGAAUGUUUUGAAUUUUGUUCACUUCCACAUUUUUAAUGACAAUGGUAACAUUAAUGUCAACGUACUAUGUUGUUCUCUGAGAAAUUUGAGAUUUUUGGUCCUUAUAGGAGUUGCUUUUGCUGGAGGAUGACAUGAAAGCAUUGGAGGAGAUGUAUCCUCAAGGGGAAAAGGUGACGUUUUUAGAAGCUACACUCUAAAUUGUCCCCUGGGCAUGAAAUGUUUCUUGACAUUUUUUUUCUUCUUCUACUUAGGCUGAGGCUUCCUGGGCUUUAACUGUCCUUGGAUAUUUGGCAAAGCUUGUUCUAGGAGUUUUGGGGUGAGAACUAAAUGCACGAAGGUCCUUCAUUUCUUGUUCUUAUAAAUGGGGCCAACUUGAUUUGCUUUAAACCGCGACUGUUGAAUAUUUCAUGAUUGUCGAAACUUCUAAGGAUAAAUUUUUUUUUUUGAAUGAUCUAUUCAACUAAUCAAAUGAGCUUUUGGGGAACAGAUCUCAUAUGUUUAUUUAGACUUCAAGCCUCUUGUGAACAUUUGGUAAGCCAAUCAUUCGAUCCAAUUCUGUGUCUUUCUACGUAUUUGACCCAUAAAUGAGGCUCCUAACAUGGAGAAAAAGUCCUUAUACUUGUAAAAUGAUAUAUAAAGGUUUUUAUGAGAACCAACCAAAAAUUAAAUGGGCGCCAAGUGUUGACCACGUGCGCAUAUUUCAGUUCAUUAAAGUAUUUUUUUUUAUUUGUGGCUUUACUGACCUUUCCAUGCAAUAUAUCUUCUCUUAUUUUUUUCGAUUAAAUGCAUUUGAGUGCCAGUUUAUUGAAUUUUAUAAUAGAUAGUUAUACCCGUUUCCGUGUUAGAUACGGGUGUCAGAUUUCUACGCACCAUUUUUUAGGAAUCAAAUUGUCCAAGUCAAAUGAACCAAUAAUGUUAACGUAUUGAUAAUUUUAGUUUCAUGUUUUUAUUAUACUAGCUUAAAAAGGUGAUAGCUUAAAGAGGAGGAUGCGAGCAUUUUUUCAUUAGCAGUAUAUCCUCAAUAAUGAUGGAAGUUAGUUUCUGUGCAAAACCUACAUUCCCGAGUAUAUUUCUAGGAGUCUUUAUGAUCUCCUUGAUAUUUUUUUUGGUGUUUAAGCCUGAGCACAAUCAUCAUCUUCAUGAACUCCUUCUGAUUCAAAUAGAAGCUCGUUCCUUUCUAGUUGUAUGCUCCUGCAUUGGCUUUCAUUUUUAUUCCAGCUUCGUCCUCACGUACUCCCAUCUGCGCAGAUUGUGUGUGUGGGGGGGAGGGGGAGGUUUAGAAUUGCUAGAACAUCAGAAUCACUGGUUUUUGGGCAGGAGAUUGCUGCAGGGAAUAGUAAUACAAUGGAAGACAGGCUUGCGUUGUAGGAGUAACGGGAAUCGAGUUGCUUCGAGAGUAAACCCAGGCAAGGUCUGGAGCUGAGUAUCACGCAUUUCAAUCUCUUGCUGGAAGUGUACCAUCCAUUGGCGGUUUCAAUUUCGUUUUGGUCCUGGGGGGAAACCAGUUGACUGUGCCAGAGGGUGAGAUCCAAAGAAUUGGUGAACCAGAGAAGAAGAGAAAAUGGAAGGAGACCAAGGAAAGGAAAAGGCGAAGAAAAUAAGAUGAGAAAACUGAAGUCGGAAGAUGGGGGAAACAAAAUGAGAAAAUGAAAGGGAUGUAAGGAAUAACUGAAGAUUAAAAGGCAAGGGAGGAGAGAAAUAAAAAACAAUGUUGAUGGUGGACUCACAGUUGGUCUAGGCAUGGGAUUAACUCCUGUUAUCACACCUCAUAAUCUCCUUUGUAUCUUCUUCUGCUUCCGGGCAGAAUCAGAACUGGAAGAUGCUAAGAGCUGAAGAAUAACUGAGGUGGUACAUUCUAUGAAACAAACGCCUAAUAAAUUUACCCAUGACUUAGCGAACGAGCCAAUUAGUCUUGCAUUACUUUGCAGUUUCGGAAAAGCACAUUUUUUAAUUACAAGGCAGCUAUAUUUCGAAAAUAGGAAAUAAUGGAUCGUUUCUGGUUUUCACCCAAAGAUUGGCUAGUCUUACUCAGAUUUUAACUAAUCAGUCCCCCAUCCUUCUAAAAGUCAUCAAUAAUUCAAUGAAUGAAGCAGCUGGUAAUUUUACAUGCAGCUUCUUCUAGUUUUUAAACAAAAGUUAUUUUUUAAUUAAGGUCAGUUUCAUUUCUGGAAAUUAACAAACUUUAUCUCUUCUGGUUUCCACGUGAAAUUCGGCAUGUUAUAAAAAGAUUUGACUUUUGACGUAGAUGUUGGGGAUAUCUGAUAUUCUCCAUAUCAAAAAAGUAUUCGAACUUCACUUUUCAGACACCAUUUUGCGCAUUCUUGUUUUACCAUAAUCUCCUUGUCCUUUUUCUAGUGAAAGCAGUACAGUCGCAAUUCAGUAAGGAUUUACGUCAGGAGUUUUGAUGAGAAGGGGGUGGGAUCUGCGAUGUUCUUUUAACCUGAUUUCGAGGUUAUUCAGAGUUCUUUUCAGGCCUGGGUAUCUUUGAUGCCAGAAAAUAUCUAGUCCAAGAUCUGGUGUUUUUGCCGCACAGUACCUUUAGAGCUUCAAUGGAUUGAUCAAAUACGUGGUAAAUAGGGUUACAUAUUUGAGGUUCUCGUGCCAUUUCUCACAUGGCGUUCACUGCUGGUGUUAAACCAGAUAAUUCACCCUGGUGGAGCGCUUCAGCCCCAGAGCCUGGGGAUUAUUUUCAGAUUGAAUGAUUAUUCCUAUAUGUAGACACCUGCAAAAAGUGUUUACUGGGGGAAUGUGUGUACACUUGAUCUGCUGUGGACUGGUGAACUUUAUGGUUGUGUUUUUCUGUGGGCUAUCUCCUGUAGGCUAACCGUGCAGCCACUUUGUCACGGCACGUCGUAUUAACGUAGGCCAGCCGUCACCAGCGAAUUUCACCUUGGCGAAAAAUAAAACCCUUUCCGAAAAGCUCACCUUAUAGCAAAAGCAGGAGUUAUCAAAGAAAAUAUCCCUCCAUUGCGCCAAGAGAUGUGUACAGUUGGAACUAUCGUCUUCUUGAUUCCGUUUUUUUUUCAUAUCAAAUUUCUGCAAUUUGAUAAUGCUUCUGUGUUAAUGAGUCCCUCGUUUUCAUACUAUGACGAGGAAUUUUUUCUGGGUCCCAUUUUAUUUUACCCUGUGGAGAAUGGUGCUCGGGCAUAAUUCUGCAAACAUGUACCUUAUCUUGCAGGUUUGUGGUAUCUGUGGCUUGGGUUGUGCAUAUAGUCAUAUACUCAUUGAUCGAUCCUCCUGUUUCUGCUUUCCUGAAUGAAGUUUUUAUCAAACUGGAUGAUGUAUGGGGUACGUAAUGAACAUCAUCUUAUCAUAAGCUUCCCGGUUGUCUUUUAAGAGAUUCAUGGCUCUUACUGGAAUCGUGUGAUUGUGCCAGGGCUCUUGGGGACAGCCGCAUUUGCGUUUUUCUGCUUCUACCUUCUCCUCGCAGUAAUUGCAGGGGCCAUGAUGCUCGGGCUGAAAUUAGUUUUUGUGACGAUUCAUCCGAUGAAGUAAUUUCUAUUUCCAACCUGCAUCAUCUUUUCAAGAUGGUCUCUCUUUUUUUCUUUUUUUUCUUUUUUUUUUUGUUGAUCUCACUAGUUGCAGGCUAAUAUACCUCGUACCAUUUGUGACCCAGGUGGGGUGGAACUCUGAUGAACUCGUUUCUCUUCAACGUGGGACUCAUUCUGCUGUGCUCUAUCAGGUCCGCUAGGCAGCCAUCCUGAUAAAGAUUAAUUCCGCUCGAUCUAACUAGCUGUGGGUGCGAUGUGGUGGUGCUGUCUCACCAUCUUGAACCGGGCUCGUCUCCUGUGUGGUGUGGGGAAGCUAAGCUGCCCACAGGUUCUCGUGGGGCACAACGCCCCACGAGGACGAUUUCUGAAUUUUCCCAUCCUCACCGGGGAACAUGAGGGAUCCUUGUUCCCAGUUUAUUUUUUGUUAGAAUUUACACGCAUUGAACUCUUUUCUGUGCUUGGAACGGUCCCCCUACUCACGGCAUUUUUUUUUCUGUGCGUCUUACGUUUGUGUUGCGCAGUGUGAUACAGUUUUGUUCGACGGCGUUCGGUUACUAUGCUCGAGCGACUGCUGCCCAAGAAAUAUUCGGUCACACGCUGCAGUCCCUUCGUGGAAUCAAGUAUCUGUACAAGUAAGUCACAACCCGUUGGAGGGAGGAUCUGACGACGGCCCUUCCUUUUCCCCUUCGCGCAGAUUCCUUUUUUAUUUUAUUAUUUUAUUUUAUUAAUAUUUUAUUAUUAUUAUUAUUGUUGCUUUUGCUGGCUGGCAUAAGAUGCAGAUCGAGGUGCUCAUGUGGCUCUGUUCAUGCGCAGGUACAACGUGUUCCAAUACGCGUUUGUGGGUUUCGCUGCGCUCACGCUCGUGUACUAUCUGGCAUUUGUAAGUCGAGCUUCGAAAUGUGGCUUCUUCAUCACCAUAUUAUUAUUAUUAUUAUUAUUAUUACUAGUAGUAAUGAUGGUGAUGAUGUGAUUGAUGAUAAAGGCAACAAUAGCCGGUGAAAUCCGGCGGAUGGAGGUCAGGUGACUAAACUUGUGGAGGGUUGUUUUGCGUUUGGUCCCAGGGAUGGAGGAAGAGGAAGCCGAGCGGCAGGCUCCAGCUUUCAACUUGA
This is a messenger RNA of Spirodela intermedia, 8307 nucleotides long. The record is from the annotation of a GenBank genome assembly. Lineage: Eukaryota; Viridiplantae; Streptophyta; Magnoliopsida; Alismatales; Araceae.